Chroicocephalus ridibundus (black-headed gull) is the source of this 1592-nucleotide messenger RNA. RefSeq lists its product as uncharacterized. Lineage: Eukaryota; Metazoa; Chordata; Aves; Charadriiformes; Laridae. The record is from RefSeq and is a predicted model, not a curated record. The transcript is spliced from 6 exons. Bases 171 to 1592 code for a protein of 473 amino acids. Gene Ontology annotation, cellular component: plasma membrane. Gene Ontology annotation, biological process: cell adhesion. Gene Ontology annotation, molecular function: integrin binding.
AUUUGGCCCCCGGUUCCCAGCACCCGCGGUGUAGACGGUGGGGCCGGGACGGUGCCGGGCCGGGGAGGAAGGAUGGAGAACGGCCAUCGCGGCAAGGGUUGGGGGACAAUUUGCCUCUGAGCUGGGUCCCCCCCUCCCCAAACCCCCCCCAAAGCCCUGUGCCGGGGGUGAUGGGCUCUGGCUUCUGCUCCCAUCCUCGUGGUUUCUGGCUCACCGGCGCGGCAAUGUCCCGGCGCGGCCACCUGGCCUGGUUCCUUGCUGGGCUGCUCCUGGUUCCCUGCGGACAAUCCACCGUCUCCUUCGAGGUGAGGGUGGAAGGGAACUCCUCGGAGGUGGGCUACGGUGGGACGGUGCUGCUCAACUGCUCCAGCAGCUGCCCCCAGGCCUGGGCUCCCAGGGGGCUGGAGACCUCCCUCAGCAAGGAGCGGGUGAGCCAGGGGCCGGGCUGGGUGAGCGUCCGGCUCCGCAACAUCACCGAGCCCCUCUCCGACGUCCUCUGCUACUUCUCCUGCUUCGGGGAAAGGAAGGUGGCGGCUUUUAGGGUGCUGGCUUAUGAAUUCCCCCAGCCUCAGCUGACCAUCAGCAGCCCCAACACCUCCUCCAACGAGACGGUGGCCAUCAAGUGCUUCUCGGCGCCCAGCUGGCCCCCGGGGCUCAAGCUGCAGCUCCACCGUAGCCACCGGCACCAGCAGGCCUGGGAGGAGGGUCCCAUCAGCCUGGAGCUGGUGGCCAGGGAGGAAGAUGACGGAGCCGAGUUCUCCUGCCAAGCGCAGCUCAGCCUGGGCAACCAGACGCUGAGGAAGAGCUCGCCCACGGCCACGCUGCGUGUCACCUACCAGCCCCGGAUGGACGACAGGAGCUGCCCCCCCAGCCAGAACUGGACGGAGGGGCAGGAUGAGACCCUGCGCUGCUGGGCAUGGGGCAACCCCCGGCCCCACCUGGAGUGUGCCAAGGACAGGGAGCCCUUCCCCGCCGGGGUCCCACGCCCCGUCACCCGCGCCCACGCCGGCACCUACCUCUGCCAGGCCACCAACCCGCUGGGGACAACCGUCCGGAGUGUCAGCGUCUGGGUGCAAUGGAUCCUGGGGGUAUUGGGGGUCCUGGUGGUCCUGGGGUUCUUGAGGGUCCUGAGGGUCUUGGGGAUCUUGGGAUUCCUGGUGGUCCUGGUGGUCUUGGAGGGCCUGGAGAUCCUGGGGGUGUUGGGGGUGCUGGUGGUCCUGGGGAUCUUGAGGGCCCUGAGGGUCUUGGGCAUCCUGGGAUUCCUGGUGGUCUUGGGUGUCCUGGGGCUUCUGGUGGUCUUGGGGGUCCUGGUGGUCUUGGGUUUCCUGGGGUUCCUCAUGGUCCUGGUGGUCUUGGGUGUCCUGGGGCUCCUGGUGGUCGGAGACCAUGACCCCGACCUGCUGCUCCCGGUGCUGGUGUGCGUGGUGGUGGUGGCCACCCUGGUCGCCGGCGGGGUGGGCUACGGCAUCUACUACCGCAAGAAGAAAAUCCGGGAAUACCGGCUGCGGCAGCGGCAGAGGCGGCUGCAGAUGGAGCCGCCAAGGCCGGGGCAGGAUGAUGCCCCCCACAAUGAUGGGGGGGCUCCACCGUAA